Clavispora lusitaniae ATCC 42720 is the source of this 390-nucleotide messenger RNA. It is a transcript of the gene IMG2, whose product is annotated as mitochondrial 54S ribosomal protein mL49. The record is from RefSeq and is a predicted model, not a curated record. NCBI's taxonomy places the organism in Eukaryota, Fungi, Ascomycota, Pichiomycetes, Serinales, Metschnikowiaceae. Gene Ontology annotation, molecular function: structural constituent of ribosome. Gene Ontology annotation, cellular component: ribosome; mitochondrial large ribosomal subunit. Gene Ontology annotation, biological process: translation.
AUGAAGCCGUGCCUUCUGCUUUUGAAAUCUGUACGGGUGCCCACACCGGCUGCGAUAAAGCUUCCCUUUCAACCUCCUGCUUUAUCUUCUAUUUCUGUUGCGGAACUUCCAAAUAAUACAUUUGAGCAGAACAACCUAUACUAUAUAAAGAAGACUGCUUACGGACAUUGGCCAGUGUACAAAAAGAUUCAAAAUACCAGAAUCAGUACUGAGAUCAAGCGAGUUCAGGGUGAUGUCUCUGUUUUUGCAGAGGAGUUGUUGAGUCUUCUUCAAAAUGAUGCUAUUAAGAAGGAUCACGUUCGAGUGAACACCAAAACGGGCGAGGUCAACAUCAAGGGCGACUACACAGAGCAAAUCAAGAGUAUUCUUGAUACUCACGUCAAGCUCUAA